Pipistrellus nathusii (Nathusius's pipistrelle) is the source of this 2418-nucleotide messenger RNA. The record is from the annotation of a GenBank genome assembly. NCBI's taxonomy places the organism in Eukaryota, Metazoa, Chordata, Mammalia, Chiroptera, Vespertilionidae.
AUGGAGCGGCUUUGGGGUCUACUCCAGGGAGCGAAAAGGCUGUCCCCACGACCCUCUCAGACCACCUACAAGCAUGUGGAAGGCACCCAGCAGGGGUGCCCGGAGGAGGAAGAGGAAGAGGAGGAAGAGGCGGCCACGCCGCAAGGCCGCUUCUGUCCCAUGGAGCUGAGGGGCCCUGAGCCCCUGGGCUCUCAAGCCGGGCGGCCACACCUGGAACUCUGGGCAGCGGCAGGACGAAGGGCUGCUCCCUACCUGGUCCUGACGGCCCUGCUGAUCUUCACCGGGGCCUUCCUUCUGGGCUACGUGGCCUUCCGAGGGUCCUGCCAGGCGUGCGGGAACGACGUGUUGGUGGUCAGCGAGGACGUGAACUAUGAGCUGGGCCCGAACUCCCACCAGCGCAGCUUGUACUGGAGUGACCUCCGGGCCAUGUUCCUCCGGCACCUGGGGGAGGGGCGCCUGGAGAACGCCAUCAGACACACCAGCCUUAGGGAGAGGGUCGCCGGCUCCGCUGGGAUGGCCGCCCUGGCCCGGGACAUCCACGCUGCGCUCUCGCGCCAGAAGCUGGACCACGUGUGGACAGACACGCACUACGUGGGGCUGCAGUACCCAGACCGGGCUCACCCCAACACCCUGCACUGGGUCGAUGCAGCCGGGAGGCUCGGGGAACAGCUGCCGCUGGAGGACCCGGACGUCUACUGUCCCUACAGCGCCGCCGGCAACGCCACGGGGCAGCUGCUGUACGCCCACUACGGGCGGCCGGAGGACCUGCAGCACCUGCGGGCCCGGGGCGUGGAGCCGGCCGGGCGCCUCUUGCUGGUGCGCUUGGGGGCGAUCAGUUUUGCCCAGAAGGUGGCCAGUGCCCAGGACUUUGGGGCAGGAGGAGUGCUCAUCUAUCCCGACCCGGCCGACUUCCCCCGGGGCCCACACAAGCCCGGCCUGUCCGGCAACCGGGCCGUGUACGGACAUGUGCACCUGGGGACCGGGGACCCCUACACGCCUGGCUUCCCUUCCUUCAAUCAAACCCAGUUCCCUCCAGUCCAGUCCUCGGGCCUUCCCAGCAUCCCGGCCCAGCCCAUCAGCGCGGACGUCGCCUCCCUCCUGCUGAGGAAGCUUGCAGGUCCUGUGGCCCCACAAGAAUGGCAGGGGCAGCUCUCCGGCUCCCCUUACCGCCUGGGCCCUGGGCCAGGCCUGCACCUCGGGGUCAACAACCGCAGGGCUUCCACCGCCAUCAGCAACAUCUUUGGCUGCAUCGAGGGCCGAUCAGAGCCAGAUCACUACGUUGUCAUUGGGGCCCAGAGGGAUGCGUGGGGCCCUGGGGCAGCCAGGUCUGCUGUGGGGACCGCCAUUCUGCUGGAGCUGGUGCGGACCUUUGCCUCCAUGGUGAGCAAUGGCUUCCAGCCUCGAAGAAGUCUUCUCUUCAUCAGCUGGGAUGGAGGUGACUUUGGGAGUGUGGGCUCCACAGAGUGGCUGGAGGGCUACCUUAGCCUGCUGCACCUCAAGGCCGUGGUCUACGUGAGCCUGGACAACGCCGUGCUGGGAGAUGACAAGUUCCAUGCCAAGACCAGCCCCCUUCUGAUUAGCCUCAUCGAGAACAUCCUGAAGCAGGUGGAGUCUCCUAACCACAGCGGGCAGACCCUUUAUGAGCAGGUGGCGUUCAGCAAUCACAGCUGGGAUGAGGUAAUCCAGCCACUGCCCAUGGACAGCAGCGCCUAUUCCUUCACUGCCUUUGCGGGGGUCCCUGCCGUCGAGUUCUCCUUCGUGGAGGACGGCCCGCCGUACCCAUUCCUGCACACGAAGGACGACACGUAUGAGAACCUGCACAAGGUGCUGCGGGGCCGCCUGCCCGCCGUGGCCCAGGCCGUGGCCCAGUUUGCGGGGCAGCUCCUCAUCCGGCUCAGCCACGACCACCUGCUGCCCUUGGACUUCGGCCGCUACGGGGACGUGGUCCUCAGGCACAUCGGCAGCCUCAACGAGUUCUCCGGGGACCUCAAGGCCCGGGGGCUGACCCUCCAGUGGGUGUACUCGGCACGAGGGGACUACAUCCGGGCGGCAGAGAAGCUGCGGAAAGAGAUCUACAGCUCAGAUGAGAGCGACGAAAGGCUGACACGCAUGUACAACGUGCGCAUCAUGCGGGUGGAAUACUACUUCCUGUCCCAAUACGUGUCGCCGGCUGACUCCCCAUUCCGACACAUCUUCCUGGGCCAAGGAGAUCACACGCUGGACGCCCUGCUCAACCACGUGCGGCUGCUCCGCGCCAGCAGUUCCCAGACCCGAGGGGCUGCCACCUCCGGGGAGGCGCCUGGCCUGGGCUUCCAGGAAAGCCAAUUUCGUCGCCAACUGGCCCUGCUCACCUGGACGCUGCAGGGGGCCGCCAAUGCACUCAGCGGGGAUGUCUGGAGCAUAGAUAACAACUUCUGA